Camelina sativa (false flax) is the source of this 410-nucleotide messenger RNA. RefSeq lists its product as uncharacterized. The record is from RefSeq and is a predicted model, not a curated record. NCBI's taxonomy places the organism in Eukaryota, Viridiplantae, Streptophyta, Magnoliopsida, Brassicales, Brassicaceae.
ACUAAGUAAAAUCCGAAACGAAAGAAAAAAAGAAAAGAAGAAGGUAAAAAACAUGGUAAGAAGAACCGCAGUCCAUGCCAUUUCAAGUCUUCCUUCGAGGGUGUGGUGGCCACAGCAAAGGAGGAAAGGAAAACGAGCCGUGGUGCGCUUAGGAAACCGACGAAGAGGGUUCUUGGUUGGACCACCGAGGAUGGUGGUGCAGAGAUGGAGAAUGAACAUCGGAAAGCCGAUGAAAAUGAUGAGAAAUAUCAUUUUGGGGAUAAUCUCAAACGGUGGAAACGUCAAGAUCUUGAAUGCUUAUCUUUGGUCUUUACCAAUUUUACGUCCUCAGUUGUUUCCACUAUGUUGAUUUUCUAACUUGUGAAAAAAAUGUAAUACUUUAUCUUGUUCUUAUUUUUAAUUUUUGUGUG